AUGUUCAAGUUUUUAACCAGAAGUUGUGGGUUGCUCACGGUUGGGAAGAGCAGUAUACAGUCAGUCAGUAAAUCGCUGACAAGAUUAAACUCCACUGUCUCUGAAAAAUAUAAGGAUCUUGCUCCAUUAAAGCUAUCGAAUGAACUAUAUGCUAUUUUUAAAAUCCAUGAGAGGCCUUACCUAGUCACUAAAGGAGAUAAGGUGAUUCUUCCAUUCAAGCUGAAGGAAGCCAACGUCGGUGACAUCUUAAAUUUGACAGAUGUCACCACCAUUGGAUCAAGAAACUACAAAUUGGUCGAUAACCCAAUCGACAAAUCUAUAUACUCCUUGAAGGCAGUAGUUCUGGAGAAAACUAAGAGGGCCUACCAGGUAAGAGAGGUAACUAAAAGAAGAAACAGAAGGGUACGCCAUGCUGUAAAUAAAGCUGACCAAACCGUGAUAAGGAUAUCAGAACUAAAAGUUAAUUGA
This is a messenger RNA of Nakaseomyces glabratus, 468 nucleotides long. It is a transcript of the gene MRPL49, whose product is annotated as mitochondrial 54S ribosomal protein bL21m. The record is from RefSeq and is a predicted model, not a curated record. Gene Ontology annotation, molecular function: structural constituent of ribosome. Gene Ontology annotation, cellular component: mitochondrial large ribosomal subunit; ribosome. NCBI's taxonomy places the organism in Eukaryota, Fungi, Ascomycota, Saccharomycetes, Saccharomycetales, Saccharomycetaceae.